This is a messenger RNA of Juglans regia (Persian walnut), 1183 nucleotides long. Its product is annotated as rust resistance kinase Lr10-like. Bases 62 to 1165 code for a protein of 367 amino acids. Gene Ontology annotation, molecular function: protein kinase activity; ATP binding. The record is from RefSeq and is a predicted model, not a curated record. Lineage: Eukaryota; Viridiplantae; Streptophyta; Magnoliopsida; Fagales; Juglandaceae. Gene Ontology annotation, biological process: protein phosphorylation. The transcript has a single exon.
AGUCGCUCCACCAGCCAACAACGUGCAGGUUCCAGUUUGGGAGGUUGAUAUUUCACCAACAAUGGAGAAGUUCCUCCAACAAGUGGCAAGAGAGAAGCCAGUUAGAUUCACAGAUCAGCAACUAUGCAAUUUCACAAAAGAUUAUUCCACAAUAUUGGGUGCCGGAGGCUUCGGGGUAGUGUACAAAGGACAGUUUCCUAAUGGGGUGGAGAUUGCAGUGAAGGUCCUGAAUAGAAGUCAAGCCAGAUCAACGGCCGAGGAUCAAUUCAUGGCAGAAGUGGGAACAAUUAGUAGAACAUGCCACAUAAAUUUGGUCAGACUUUAUGGCUUUUGCCAUGACCAAUUCAUGAGCGCCCUUGUCUUUGAGUGCAUGGACAAUGGGUCAUUAGACAAGUACUUGUUUGGUUCUAAACAAGAAAUUGAAUGGGAAAAAUUGCAUGAAAUUGCAGUUGGGACAGCCAAAGGUAUUGCUUACUUGCACGAGGAAUGCCAACAAAGAAUCGUUCAUUAUGAUAUCAAGCCCGGAAAUAUUCUUGUCGAUACAAACUUCUCCCCUAAAGUUGCAGAUUUUGGGCUUGCAAAGCCUUGUAGCAGGGAUGAAACCCAUGUUAGUGUCUCGGGGUAUCGGGGGACUCCAGGAUACUCGGCACCGGAGUUUAUGUUGAAGAAUCAUCCAAUAACACAUAAAUGUGAUGUUUAUAGCUUUGGGAUGGUAUUGUUUGAGAUAGUUGGGAGGAGGAGGAACACUGGUACUGCUAGUCCUGAUCAUAGCCUAGAUUGGUUCCCAAAACAAGUUUGGGAAGAGCAUGAGAAAAAUGAGUUAGAAGCAAUGACUGUGGCUUGUGGAAUUGGAGAGAAGGAUAGGGAGAAAGCAAUAAGAAUGGCUAUGGUUGCUUUGUGGUGUGUUCAAGACUCGCCAGAGGCUCGGCCGCCGAUGAGUGUGGUGGUGAAGAUGUUGGAGGGAGGAGUGGAGAUCAUGCAGCCUCCAAAACCAUUUCAUUAUUUGUAUUCAGUAGCGAUUAAGCCACUUCCAGAAACUAGUACUGCUGGUUUGGAUCAUGACUCAACAACAAGAAUUACCGGAUCAGGAAGUAAUUCUUAUCGGUACAAGGAUUCUAUCGGCCCACUCAUAACCAAAUAUGAAAUACAGAUAGCUAGUUCUUAAAUAGAAAAAUCUCCGGUU